This is a messenger RNA of Coniophora puteana RWD-64-598 SS2, 901 nucleotides long. Its product is annotated as proteasome subunit alpha type 5. NCBI's taxonomy places the organism in Eukaryota, Fungi, Basidiomycota, Agaricomycetes, Boletales, Coniophoraceae. The transcript is spliced from 7 exons. Bases 34 to 762 code for a protein of 242 amino acids. The record is from RefSeq and is a predicted model, not a curated record. Gene Ontology annotation, biological process: proteasome-mediated ubiquitin-dependent protein catabolic process. Gene Ontology annotation, cellular component: proteasome core complex, alpha-subunit complex; proteasome core complex; nucleus.
GCUGCCCUCCUCCUCCCCUAGAUCUCUUUUGCCAUGUUCUUGACGCGCUCAGAGUACGAUCGUGGUGUCAACACCUUCUCGCCAGAGGGUCGUUUGUUCCAAGUCGAGUACGCCAUCGAGGCAAUAAAGCUCGGCUCGACAACCGUCGGGAUCCGCACUUCCGAGGGCGUCGUCAUCGCCGUUGAGAAGCGCGUCCAGUCGCCCCUGCUCGAGUCCUCCUCCAUCGAGAAGAUCAUGGAGAUCGACACCCACCUCGGCUGCGCCAUGUCCGGCCUCACCGCCGACGCGCGCACGAUGAUCGACCACGCGCGCGUCACCGCCCAGAACCACGCGUUCACCUACGACGAGCGCAUCAAGGUCGAGAGCGCCACCCAGGCCGUCUGCGAUCUCGCGCUCCGCUUUGGAGAGAGCGUGCACGACGAGGAGGCGAUGAUGAGUCGGCCGUUUGGCGUGGCACUGUUGAUCGCGGGUGUGGACGAGCUUGGGCCGCAGCUGUUCCACACGGACCCGUCGGGCACCUUCAUGAAGUACGAUGCCAAGGCGAUUGGGUCGGGAUCGGAGGCAGCCCAGAGCGAGCUCCAGGACAAGUGGCACAAGCAAAUGACACUCCGAGAAGCACAGAUCCUCACCAUGCGGGUGUUGAAGCAGGUCAUGGAGGAGAAGCUCGACCACCACAACGUCCAGCUCGCCCAGGUGACGCCAACGAAAGGAUUCGAGAUCCUAAACGAAGUCCAGCUGAAAGAAAUAAUCGACGCCAUGUAAAGUAUUACUACCUGCUUACCCACCUUGUCACGCUUGCAUGCAUAUUCACAUCCUCAUUCUUUUCAAUUGCAUGCGUCUGUAUGUGUGUGUAUAUGACCCGAUCCGAUCCGAUCCUGAGCGCUUGGGAGCCGAAGGACCC